This is a messenger RNA of Ornithodoros turicata, 3765 nucleotides long. RefSeq lists its product as uncharacterized. Gene Ontology annotation, biological process: DNA integration. The coding region runs from base 1 to 3765 and encodes 1254 amino acids. Gene Ontology annotation, molecular function: nucleic acid binding. Lineage: Eukaryota; Metazoa; Arthropoda; Arachnida; Ixodida; Argasidae. The record is from RefSeq and is a predicted model, not a curated record. The transcript has 2 exons.
AUGCGAUUUUCCACUGAGCAUGCGCCGUCGGUGUGCAGCUGUUGCUGCCCUUGCAACCGUACAGGCACGCCCGUGGCAGCGUCUCUAGCCGCCGAACCCCAUCCGGCAACGGCCGCAGCGCCGUCUCCGGUGCAAGCAACACCAGCUUCUAUGGACAGUACCGUCAUACUGCUUCAAACUGCUGCGGCGGAUGCCUCGGGCCCCGGAGGCAAGGCAAGAGUCCAGAUCCUGCUUCAUAACGGAAGCCAACGGACCUUUAUCAGAGAGGACCUCGCUAUGAGCCUACAAUGUGCGACAAUCGACGUUGAGGACUUGGCCAUCUACGCGUUUGGAUCAACGCAAUCUGCCCGCCACAGAUGCAGUAAGGUCACUGUAAAUAUUACAGGCCGUGACGCCACCUUCGAGUUAGAAGCUCUAACGAUUCCCGAGAUAUGCAAGUCCCUGAGCCCUUCGCUGGAUCCGCAUUUAACACGCAUGCUACUUGAGCGUGACUUGCAACCUGCGUCAACAUCAGGCGUUUCCCGAAGUGUUGACAUCCUGGUCGAAGCAGACAACUACUGGCGUCUUGUAACGGGACGAAUUCUGAGGAUGACGGAGGAUCUCACUGCCGUUGAAACGGUGUUUGGUUGGGUUAUACAGGGCUCAACGACCGUGCAUACCCGGCUCCCCCAAUCGACAUGUGCCCUACUUCUCACUUGCGGAGAUCCAGAGUCUGACUGUAGUGCCGAAGACUUGUGGAACCUUGACACGCUCGGAAUCACAAGUACCGAGCCCGCAGCCAGCCACGUGUGCAGCACGGACCUCCAGGUCUUCGAGGCGGGCAUAGCAAGGUCGAAAGAGCGGUAUGAGGUUCCCUUGAUGAUUCAGGAGCCUGGGCUUCCACCGGAUGCCAACAACAAAGCCACGGCAGUGCAUAGGCUCCGAGCCCAGCUCAGACGAUUUAGCAGCGCAUCAGAGGUUCUGCGGCAAUACGACAAAACAAUAAGAGAAUAUUUCGUAGAAGGCCAUGCGGAACAAGUUACCGGCCCUGAUCCCGACCGUAAUCUCUACUAUCUGCCUCACCAUGCCGUAGUACGUAGCGAGGCCGCCACAACCAAGAUCCGAAUUGUUUUUGAUGCGUCAUCCCACAUCACUGGCCAACCGUCGUUGAACAACGUGUUGUCGAAGGGGCCGAACAUGAACAGUGACCUCUUGCAUCUCCUACUCACCUUUCGGUACCACCCGGUAGCCCUCACUGCCGAUAUCCGGAAGGCAUAUCUCCAAAUAUUAAUUCGGCCGGAAGAUCGCGACGCCCUUCGUUUCCUUUGGGUUUCCGACCUUCCAUCUGCCUCCAACCCGUACCCGCCGUUGCAGGAGUGGAGAAUGACACGAGUGCCCUUUGGGGCUGCCUCCAGCCCGUUCCUCCUCGCGGCCACCUUGCAGCACCAUUUCAGAUCUGUCAGCCAUCGUUACCCAGCCACUGCUGCACGACUUUCCACCAGCUUUUACGUGGAUGACUUGGUAGUCGGGUGCAGGGAUGUCGCAGAAGCCCAGACUUUCUACAAGGAGACCAGAGCCAUCUUGCAAGAGGCGGGGAUGGACAUUCGGAAAUGGGCGUCAAACUCCCCAGUCCUUCAAGAGAAAUAUCUGAAUGAUGGAAUCGCAUACGACAACGUCUCUGAACUGGGCUCUGUUCUUCGUGUACUCGGUGUGCCGUGGGACAGACAAUUCGACGAGAUCUGGGUCCCCACGCGGUCCGUCCAGGCCUUCGCUAAAGACGCCCCUUCCACGAAACGGGGAGUACUGCAGGUUUUUUCUCGACUGUAUGAUCCUUGGGGUUUCCUCUUUCCAUUCGCCAUUACAGCGCGCCUACUGUUCCAGACUUUAUGGAAGGAAAAAUGGCCUUGGGACUCCCCUCUACAGCCACCACUGCUGGACGCAUGGCACGCAUGGGUGAACGAUCUGGCAACUCUCUCGGAGGUACGGCAGUCAAGAUGGGUACUCGGAUCCCAGCACAGCUUGCUCGAUCUUCAAGUAUUUGCAGACGCAAGCCCACGGGCGUACGGUGUCGUAGUGUAUGUUCGCAGUCGAACAAUCGACGGCCGCAUCAUGGUUUCCUUGCUCAUCGCCAAGGGUCGCGUUGCUCCACUAAAGCCUCUAACAUUACCGCGACUAGAGCUUCUCGGGUGCCUACUCGCUGCGCGCAUUUUCUGUCGCAUCAUCAGUUCCCUGCCCAUCGCAGCGCUCCAGGCCACCUUUUGGACGGACUCUACAAUAGCUUUGCACUGGGUCAAGAAUGACACUGACAAGUGGCCGCCGUUCGUCGCAGCCCGCACAACCGAGAUACGACGGCUGACAAACCCGCAACAAUGGUUCCAUUGCGAAGGCAAACACAAUCCCGCGGAUCUGCUAACCAGAGGCGUAUCCGCGAAGGCUCUGCUCGACAGCCAGCUGUGGUGGUCAGGUCCGCGGUGGCUAUCGCAAGAGUUCGACUCAGCGGCUGCUCCCGUGGUUGAUGCAGAGGUCUCUCCGACGGAAGAAGUUUGCUGUGUGGCAGUCUCGACAAGAUUGGACCUCCCGCUGCGGUUGGCCGAUUACAGUUCACUGAAGCAUAUUCUAAGGCUUACGGCUCAUGUGCUCAGGUACAUCCACAAUCUGCGCUACCCGCAGUCAAGGACGACAGGUCCACUUUCUGCAGAUGAAUUGUCGUCAGCCGAACUCGUCUGGAUACGCAACACGCAAUCACAAGCGUUUCCUGAGGAGGUGGCAGCACUUCAAAGAUCCGCGCCAGUAUCGCGCACCUCCACCCUACUGACCUUGCAGCCUUUCCUCGAUGAGACUGCCGUGCUUCGCGUAGGAGGCCGGCUCCAGCAAAUGGACGACUCCAUCGAUAUUCGUCACCCGAUUCUCCUCCCGUCGAAGCACCGAUACAGUGCUCUGAUAAUCCUGGACACGCACGAACGUUUGCAUCAUGCGGGAGUUCAAGACACCCUCAGUGAAUUACGUCAAAGGUACUGGAUCCUCAAGGGUCGUCAAACAGUUCGCCGCACGCUGCACACUUGUCUUCCAUGCAAGUACAGACGGCUGUCACCCGAAACCGCACCAGUGGCCCCGCUGCCUAGAGAAAGAAUCACGCAGACUCAUCCGUUUGAUGUUGUGGGAAUUGAUUUCGCCGGGCCUCUCUACGUCUCGCAUGCCGCACUUCGCGAACAAAAGGCCUACAUUGUUGUCUUCACAUGUGGUGUCACACGCGCCGUUCACCUUGAACUUGUACAUCAGAUGUCCACCGAGCGGUUUUUAACAGCAUUCCGCAGAUUCAUCGCACGACGUGGUCUACCCUCUGUCAUCAUGUCCGACAACGCUAGGACCUUCCACCAGCUGUCCCGUCUUCUCGCAGUCCUCUCGUCACCUGGUGUGCAGAACUUCGCCGCCAAUCAUCGAAUUCGUUGGAAGUUCAUCGUCGAAAGGGCACCCUGGUGGGGCGGGUGGUGGGAGCGGAUAAUACGCUCGGUCAAAGAAGCUCUUAAGCGAUGCCUAGGAAGACGUCGACUGGACUUCGAAGGUCUGGUUACUGCGCUGUGUGACAUAGAAAGUAUCAUUAAUUGUCGACCACUGACGUACAUUUCUUCGGACGUAUACGACCUGGACCCUCUCACGCCGUCGCACUUUCUCGUUGGGAAAAGAUCAACAGCACUUCCAAGCUACACCGCAGCUACCACGCCGCAGAACGCUGCGGAACUGCGCCGGUAUUUCAGGACUCAAGAACAGAUACGCAUGCAGUUCUGA